AUGAAGAACACCGGCGGUGGACAUAGGAGUCACCCAACGGUAAGACUCAUGCGGAGAUCGACCACGUUCUCACUAACCGAAGGGAUGCUUACUAGACGUCUCAGUGAUACCAUCCUUCAGCAGUGGUUCGAUCACCGCCUCCUUCGAGCAAAAGUGCGAUUCAGCCGAAAGCUGAAAAAGAAGAUCUGUCAACGUGUUGAAAAGGACAAGACUGGAGACCUGCUGACCAUUUGUGACUCGUCCAUCGAGGAGACCUGA
Strongylus vulgaris is the source of this 258-nucleotide messenger RNA. NCBI's taxonomy places the organism in Eukaryota, Metazoa, Nematoda, Chromadorea, Rhabditida, Strongylidae. The record is from the annotation of a GenBank genome assembly.